Molecule: messenger RNA, 2189 nt
Organism: Sesamum indicum (sesame)
Lineage: Eukaryota; Viridiplantae; Streptophyta; Magnoliopsida; Lamiales; Pedaliaceae
Product: SEC14 cytosolic factor family protein / phosphoglyceride transfer family protein
Source: RefSeq, a predicted model, not a curated record
UGGAUACAAACCGUACUUGAAGCAUCGAAGCGGGGCGGGCCCCGCACCAUCACCGCUCAUUUCUACUCAAACCUUCUUCAAUCUUCACCUACAUUCUUUUAUUCUCACUUACCAGAAAUUCUCUCUACUCCACGCUCCCAUCGACCAGGUUCUCAUUGUACCUAUAUUCUACCUCGAGAUGAUUCCAACAGGAGCUUCAUUUACAUGGACUGAGCACCUUCAUUUUGACAUCCUGAAUUCUGAUCCAUGAUAUUUCUCAUAUCCAUCUUAAAAUUAUCAUUAGCAAAUAGAUGUAAGUCGUGACUAUCCACUCUCUUAAAUAAUUUCGAAUUGACAUCCGGUCUUGUCUCCCCUGAAAAUAUCUUUGCAUUUCUUAUUUCAUUCCUCAAAGAGUUCUACUAAUCCCGUCCUUUUCAAUGAGUGACUGAUUUGACCAUAUUCCUCUUGGAGAUAUUCUGACAUGGCUAAUUUUGUCAAUAACAAAAAUGUGUCCAAUAGUCUUUCGAUUGCUUCUAGCCCUAAAUCUCUUGCACGUCAGCCUUUAAGACCAAUAACGUCAAAUAAAUGGGAAGUUGGAAAGGGAACUAGUGGUAAGGUGGCAUCUUUUCUUAUUAAAACUAUUGCAUUGGAGACUGUACGGAGGUUUUCAAGGGCCAAGUGUCCUUUUCUCUGGACUGGGUUGCAAGGUUUACAAGUUCUUUGUUAUCCCCCGCUCAAAUGGAUACAGUGCUGGAAGCCUUUUGGGUUCUUGGUCAAAGGAAUGCAGAUGAUUUCGCAGCCAUUAUUAGUGCUCUCUAUUGUGAAUGCUUUCUCUGAUCAUUCAGACUGCAGCAAUUUUUUCUUGGAUGAUACUGAAAAUUCUCCUAGCAAUGAUGAUUCCCAAUUGAGUUCAGAAUCUCUUUCAGGAUCCCCAUCUUUACGAUGUAAUCAGAGUAUGAGAAUUGCCGAUGAGAAUCCUCAAGACCUUUUGUCUACUGACUGGUUGAACCACCUAUGUAGAGAGCUGGAAAAUCAAGGGAUGACAUUGCCAGAAAGACUUAAUAAAGAGGACCUCCGGAGAUUUUAUGUAGCUGCAAAUGGUGAUUUACCAAGCUUGCUAUCAUCUGUAAAGAAAACAAUACGUUGGAGGGAGACUUACAGAAUUCUCUAUGGAGAGGAACUCGAGAGGUGGUCAAAUAUGAUCUUCUGGCAUGGAUUAGAUGUGAAAAAUCGACCCUGUCUUAUUGUCCGUCUUGGCCUGGCCUGCAUCAGUUUGCCAUCUCAUGAUAGACCUCGCUUUGCUCAGGCUGUUGUAUCUCAGGUGGAGCAUGGUGUCCUGCAUUUGAUUGAUGGUGAAAAUCCCCAGAUAACUGUUUUAGUUGAUUGUCAAGGGCUAUCUCCACUCAGAUUUCCCAUGCAAACGAUGAGAUACUGCUGUAAUCUUCUGCAAGAUCACUUUCCCAAUGUUUUGGGGUGUUUAAUUGUUAUACGGCUCCCUUCAGUUGUUCGUGUUAUUGCCCAAACAUUUAUACAAGUUCUUAAACCUGCCACCAAGCAGAAACUGAGAAUUGAAGGAGAAGCAUAUCGUAAGGUACUCUCCGAGUGUUUCCAGACACUUCCGUCCUAUCUCGGUGGGCUAUGCACUUGUGAAAGAUGUGCUAUGCUUGACGCAGGCAUUCCACGGCGAACUUUGGAGAGCCCUACUGGCAGUGUGGAGUCAGUCCCAGAUAUAGUCAAUGUGGAGGACUUCCAACCAAUUUAUCAGUAUGAUAUGAUUAUGGGUGGUGACUGCAGUCGAACAAUACGGGCUGCUGUUAUAGGCAUUCUCAUUAUCUGGGUGUUGGUUGCUUUUAUUGAGGGAAUUUACAAUCCUGAAAGCCGUCCAAGUUUACCCCCAUGAUACAUGAGAAGGAUCGUCUUCUUCAUUCUGGAUCCCUACAUUUCUGAACAAAGCCUUAGGCAUGUGUCGAGGUAAUGUUAGGAAUAAUAGGCAAGUUGCAGAUUUCAUCAUGUAUUUAUAGGUGCCAUAGUAAUCUUUUUUCCAGUGUAUCUUGUACUUGUGCUGAUGGAGUCGAUGUCAAUGACUGCUGGAAGAUAAGACCCACAGUUCAGUUGCAGCUGUAUUCAUUGGGAGGUUCACGUGUUAUUUAAUCAUUUCGUAUAUAGCUAAAAAUGUUGAAGCUCUUCAAUAAAUUACCAAAUGCUUGCAA